UAGAAAGAAGAAGAGUUGACCCAGAUGCUGGAGUCGGUGUCGUUGACGGACGAACCCCAGGAUAACAGCAGCAGCUUCGGCUACAACAUGAGGAGGAGUUGGAGGUCCCUGUCCAGCAGGGUUGGCCUAAACAAGCUGGGGAGGUCCGAGAAGGGCAGACAGAUCUCCAACGUACUCAACAACAUCAAGAAGAAGAUGAAAGCGCCGUUAAGGCGAAGUAGAACCAAAGAUGGUGUGGUGAAGACGGAUGUAGACACACAGACACCAGAUGCAGUUGUAGAUGUGGCGGUGCUGAAGGAUGAAGAAUCCCAGACUCCAGGUGUGUAUCCGGAUGGGGAGACAGAGGAGGGACUGGUGUACAUUCUGACCGACGUCCAGGGGAUGUCCAGCAUCUCUAUCACAUGUCCUCACCAAUCGCUGGACACGAGCAGGGUCAACACCGAAUGUUGCCACAUCACACAAGACGGUCAACUGAUGAACUGUUCGCCCACGGACCCCGGUCAGGGACAAAAGAAAUAUCAGAAAUGUUUUGGGACAUGUGCAUCACCUUUCAUCACCCUUGCCAGGAAUACCGCCACGCCCCCCUCCCCACCCCAGUACUGGGAGGUGGAAGCCCAGGUAGACAUCAUGGACCUUGAUAAGUUGUGGAAAUGGAAGACGUGCCUGGAGAUUGGCGUAGCGGAAGAAGAUUCGACGGACAAUAUGUCGCUUUACCGCCAGACGGGUGUGUGGUGUAUACGGGUGGCAGACUGUAAACGGGUGAUUUCGUCUCAGAUAUGGAUCAGAGGGAACCUUGUGACCUUCAAGGACAUUAUGUCUCGAUCUCCAGGAACAAGUGCCACCCUUAGCUUUGGCAUUGUGCUGGAUGUUCAAAGAGGCAGGAUAGCCUUUGUGGACGUGGGCAGAAACGUUCUUCUGUACAAAACUGAUGCUGUGUUCAAACAGACGCUUCAUCGGAUGUUUAGUGUUCAUCCCUUCUCAGAUGAACUGUCGGUGAAGGUGAAGCUGGUCAGCGGAAAGGACAUCGUGAUGACCACACAGAAACAGAAACUGAUUAGUAGUGCACUGGCACCGUCCCUUGUUGACGAGUCCGAGUGCUGACUUGUAGGCCUGGUAAUCUUCACUUUCCCGAGACAGAUACUUAUCUGGAUAAUAAGCUCUGGAUACACGAUGAUACAUAUGAUACAAUAACUCGAAACGGAUACAUAUCAUGCCUUAACACGCCGUUAUCAAAGGUCAUCGUAUCCCAGUUGCGUAAAUCGAGGCUCAUGCUCAGUAACCGCUUAAGAGGCGACUAACGGGACUUGGUUGACACAUGUCAUCGUAUCCCAAUUACGUAGAUUGAUGCUCAUAACUGGAUUGUCUGGUCCAGUAUCGAUUAUAUAGAGACCGCCGCUUUACAGCUGUAAUAUCAAAGAAGAGAAUAUGUGGUCAACAGAAGCAUGCUUGGUAGAUAAAAUUAAUUCCAUGAAAAAGUAGCUUGAGUCACUAGUACACAGAAAUCUAGAGUUAACUUUUAAAAAGUUUUUGUUUUACCAGGUAAGAGGAAGUAUACACUUGAAGACCAAAAUAAUACAAACUUAACCAAAACGUCACUUUGCCGAAAACAGACACCGAAACACUGCAAAGUUAAGGUUCCGGGCAGCGAUCCACAUGGUGUUCGUAACCUUACGACCUGUCGUAAAAUUCUACAGUUUAUCAUAGGCGUAUCGCUACGAACGCUUUGUGGAUAGAGACCCAGAUCAGAACCACGAUUCUCGUUUCAAAUUCACCGCACUCGAAUUACCAUGUCUGUUUUGCUCCAUAUAAAACCACCAUCAAAUAGCGGUGUAUACUUUCUUUUGAUCGUCAGUGUAUGUUUCCAUCUGAAAAAAUUGCGGUGGGGAAGCCUUAAAGCGUCCGCUCGUCACGCUGAAGGCCCGGGUUCGAUUCACACAUGGGUACAAUCUGUGAAGCCCAUUUCUGGUGUACCCGCCGUGGUAUUGCUGGAAUAUUGCUAUAAGCGGCUGAAAACCACACUCACUCACUCCAUCUGAAGAACGUUUGCACGGUUCCUUCUUUAUUUAUAUACAUCCCGAACUUCCGUCCAUGUACGUAUGACAUUGAGUGAGUGAGUGAGUUAAUAUUUAACGUCACAUCGGCAAUAUUUCAGCCAUAUCGUCGUAUGAUAUUGAUCUCAUUGUGAAAUGUGUAAGAUACCAGCGAUGCUGGAUAGUUGGUCACAGACACUAAUGGACACGGUCGCAAGUAGUGGGCCAGCAAGCAAAGGAAACAGCUGAAACCGAUUAUACAGAACUGUCAUCUAUUACAGUGUGGUUCAGUUAUAUGUCGUGAAAUCAAUAAGAACAAAUAAGAUAACUGAUUUUCAGUGAUCGAUGCAUAUAUGUCACCGCCAUUUUGUCUUCCAUCUGAUUCGGUGGUUAAUCGAGACUAGCGAUUGCCUGGUAUUGAAGUUCCUAAAUACCAUUUGCUAGUUACAUCCAUCUAUAAAAGGACGAGCGGUGGGGUAGCGAAGUGGUUAACGCCUUCGUUUGCCAUACCGAACAUCCGGGUUCGAUUCCCACAUGGGUACAAUUUGUAAAAGCGGCGUAAAACUAAACUCACUCACUGACUUUAAAAGGUAGUGGUCAUAGCGUUCACGUGUCAGGUCCGAGUUCGAUUCUACAUAUGUCUACACGCGUGAAGUCCAUUCUUGGUGUCCACCACUGCCAUUAUACUUGAGAAUCGCAAAA
Messenger RNA from Haliotis rubra (blacklip abalone), 2732 nucleotides. RefSeq lists its product as uncharacterized. The transcript is spliced from 5 exons. The coding region runs from base 25 to 1101 and encodes 358 amino acids. The record is from RefSeq and is a predicted model, not a curated record. Lineage: Eukaryota; Metazoa; Mollusca; Gastropoda; Lepetellida; Haliotidae.